CCCCCCCCCCACCGCUCCCCCGCUGCCUGCUCGGGCUGGGCGUCGCCACCCGCAGCCUCCAAGCGGCGCAAUACCCCAGGCGCCCGCGGUGGGAGCUGCCGCCGCCGUGCGUCGUGUCGAAACGGCUUGCGAGUAUUUCCUCCUCCUUCUCCUCCUCCCGGCCCGCAGAGAACCACACCUCGUGGAAGUUCCCAGAGCAGGCAAAUUUCCACGCCGGCCAAAGCUGCGCGUCCCGGGAGGAGAACUUCGGAAACUGACCCGCCGCCGGAGCAAUUGACCCGCCGGGAGGAAACUGACGCGCUCGCAGGAGACGGCGGUAGUUGAAGCAGAUUUCCAAAGGAGGAGGAACAGUCUCUUCAGCAACGCCGUUCAGAAGCUGGAAGGAACUUCCCACUUCUCCGUCAUGGAACCCAAGAGUGGUCUCGGAGAUGCCAAGUGAACGUUUGAAUUUUUGACCAAGCAACCCAAAAACAACUUUGGGGGGGGGGGGAUUGAACUCUUCUCCGGCGGCGCGGCAGCGAUCCGGGCUAGAGGGUGCGUUACCCGAAUCCGUCAGGAGUCCGACCCAUCAACUAGAAAGCUGGAAUCCUCUACGAAUAUGAGCGAUUUUUGGCAUAAGCUGGGUUGUUGCGUAGUAGAGAAACCGCAGCCGAAAAAGAAGAGGCGGAGAAUUGACCGCAGCAUGAUAGGGGAGCCGAUGAAUUUUGUCCACCUGACGCACAUCGGGUCUGGAGACAUGGCCAACGAAGGCCUGCCCAUGACGGGGGCAGUCCAGGAAAUGAGAUUGAAAUGCGGCCGAGAGAGACAGUGGAGCAACUCCCGCGGCUUGUAGCUCCGCCCUUUCCCCUUUCUCCAGCGUUCCAGGCUAAUUAAUAAAAAAAACACCAAAAACAGAAAGAAAGAAAUCUAUAUUAUAUAUAUAUAAACAGCGCACACUUGAAUUACCUGCUUGAACUUGUUAGAACAAGUUGGAAAUGCAAGACAUCUCCUGGUGAAGUCACUCAGUAACUUAUGCGAACGGAUUUCCACAUGUUCUGGUUAUUAUUUUCCCCCCCUCCUUUUUAAAGCAAGAAACUAGCAACUAGUUUGGCGUGUAAUACGCCUUGCCGUCUGCAUAAGAAAAAAAAAACCACGGGUCGAUAGAAUCCAAGUCUCUCUUCAAGGCACCUUCUCCUCCCCGGCUCAUCCCCGUUCCAGUUUUUUAACCCCUUUCCGUUUUUAACUUGUGACUUAAUGAGAAAAUAAAAGUUGUCCUAUCAUC
Molecule: messenger RNA, 1261 nt
Organism: Heteronotia binoei (common prickly gecko)
Lineage: Eukaryota; Metazoa; Chordata; Lepidosauria; Squamata; Gekkonidae
Gene: CDC42SE1
Product: CDC42 small effector 1
Exons: 5
Coding region: 599-832 (77 amino acids)
Biological process (GO): regulation of Rho protein signal transduction
Cellular component (GO): plasma membrane
Molecular function (GO): small GTPase binding
Source: RefSeq, a predicted model, not a curated record